This is a messenger RNA of Penaeus vannamei (Pacific white shrimp), 1735 nucleotides long. NCBI's taxonomy places the organism in Eukaryota, Metazoa, Arthropoda, Malacostraca, Decapoda, Penaeidae. The record is from RefSeq and is a predicted model, not a curated record.
UCGCCUCAGUCGCGCCACAGAGCACCAUGCUGACGGAGGCGCUGCUGGGGGUCCUGCUGCUCGUGCUGCUCUUCGCCUUCGUCAACAAAAGGCCUUCAAAACCUCCCGCCAGACUAUGGGGUUUGCCGAUAAUAGGGAAACUUCCCUCCAGCGAAGUUUCUCUUUGUGAUCAAGUAGACGAACUCAAGAAGAAGUUUGGCAACAUCGUAUCAUGGCGCAUGGGCAGCCGCAUCUUCAUCUUCUUCUGCGACUACAGGACCAUCAAGGCCGCCUUCGCCAAGGUGGAGUUCACAGACCGGCCGGAUUUCUACAGCUUCGACGUGUUCAAUGAAUUCACGAAGACCGGCGUCAUCAACACCAACGGCGCCCUCUGGCAGAACAACCGCCGCUUCGCCCUGCGCCACCUGCGGGACCUGGGCAUGGGCAAGACCCGCCUGGAGGAGGCCAUCCAGCACGAGGCCGUGUGCCUGGUGGAGGACUUCGCGAGGCACGCGGGCCGCCCGGGGCCGCUCCCCUGGUCCAUCAACGUGGCGGUCCUCAACGUCAUCUGGAUGAUGGUUGCGAAUCGCCGCUACGACGUGGACGACGUCGCGAUGCAAGACUUCAACAAGAUCGUCAACUCCUCCGUGGAAGACUUCCAGGGCAGCGUGAUCUGGUUCGACCUCAUGCCCUGGCUGCUGCCCAUCGUGCCCCGGUUCAUCAGGAAUUGGAUGGGCGUGUCGCAGAUGAUAGAAAAAACAGAUUUGUUGUUAGACAAGAUGCUGGAGCACGUGAAGGAGCACCAGAAGACGAUCGACCGCGAGAAUCCCCGAGACUUGAUCGACGCCUACCUGAUCGAGAUGGAAGCCCAGAAGAACGACCCUCAGUCUACCAUGAGCAUUACUGACCUGAAGAACCUCCUCGGAGAUCUGUUCGUGGCCGGCAGCGAGACCACGUCCUCCACCAUCCGCUGGGCCAUCUACUACCUGGCCAAGUACCCCGAGGUGCAGGCCAAGGUGCAAAGGGAGAUCGACUCCGUGGUUCCCAGGGACGUCCUUCCCUCCAUCCAACAGAAAAGCAGCAUGCCCUAUCUUGAAGCCGUGACACUCGAGGUUCACCGACUGGCGUCUCUCGUCCGCCUCGGUGUCUUCCACUUCUGCGCCAAAGACACGGUGUUCGAAGGCUACAAAAUACCUAAGGGAGCCGUUCUAUCCGCCCACCAGGAGGGCUGCCACAUGGACCCCGCCUACUGGGAGAAACCGAACGAGUUCUACCCCGAGCACUUCCUCGACGCCGAAGGGAAGGUCCUCACCAAGAAGGAGGGCUUCCUGCCGUUCUCCCUGGGUCGCCGCCAGUGCCUCGGGGAGUCGCUGGCCCGCAUGGAGCUGUUCGUGUUCCUCUCCGCCCUCCUGCAGAACUUCUCCUUCUCGGCUCCCAAGGGCAAGGAGCUCUGCGUCGAGAAGGACCCCAGGCUGCCCCUCGUCAACAUGCCAAAGUCCAUCGACGUUGUGAUUACGAAAAGGAAAUAGAAAUGAAACAAGCAUUUUCUUUUCAGUCGAGUGCUGUGUCUUGGAUGUGAUUUAGAUUUAUGUUUAUUUUUUUUGUAUUAUUAUUAUUUUAUUCUUGAAAAUAAUAUGAUUUGUAAGCACAUUGCUCAUUUAAUUUUCAGAUAGCUUUUAAUCGUUAUGACAGUAAUAUUUUCCAUUCUCAUAUCGGGAUCGUCCUCAUAGAGGCAAUUUCGAUUACGUAUUUAUGU